Molecule: messenger RNA, 1956 nt
Organism: Danio rerio (zebrafish)
Lineage: Eukaryota; Metazoa; Chordata; Actinopteri; Cypriniformes; Danionidae
Gene: katnb1
Product: katanin p80 (WD repeat containing) subunit B 1
Biological process (GO): microtubule severing
Cellular component (GO): centrosome; cytoskeleton; spindle pole
Molecular function (GO): microtubule binding
Source: RefSeq, marked provisional
ACAACAUGAAAACAGCAAAAUUUAAAUGGACAAAGAAAACAAAGUAAUAUUGUUGCAUCCCUAACAUUUCUGUGUUGGUGGGAUGAGCAGAGUGAUUUGACCCAGUCCACACAAUCAUCACGAUGGCUCUCACCAACACCACUAUAACAUCAUGGAAACUGCAGGAGAUAGUGGCUCAUUCCAGCAAUGUGUCUUCACUGGUGUUGGGGAAAUCCUCUGGUCGUCUACUGGCCACAGGCGGGGAGGACUGCAGAGUCAAUAUCUGGGCUGUCAGCAAACCAAACUGCAUCAUGAGUCUGACGGGCCACACCAGUGCUGUGGGAUGCAUCCAGUUCAACAGUUCUGAAGAGCGUGUGGUGGCUGGUUCUCUGUCAGGUUCUCUUCGGCUUUGGGAUUUGGAGGCUGCUAAAAUUCUACGCACGUUGAUGGGGCACAAGGCCAGCAUCAGCAGUCUAGACUUUCACCCCAUGGGAGAAUACCUGGCAUCUGGCUCUGUGGACAGCAAUAUUAAGUUGUGGGAUGUGAGAAGGAAAGGAUGUGUGUUCAGAUAUAAGGGUCACACUCAGGCUGUGCGCUGUCUAGCAUUCAGUCCUGAUGGGAAAUGGCUUGCUUCAGCCAGUGAUGACAGUACAGUAAAGCUAUGGGAUCUUAUAGCAGGCAAGAUGAUCACUGAAUUCACAUCACACACAUCAGCGGUUAAUGUUGUGCAGUUCCACCCCAAUGAAUACCUGCUUGCCUCUGGGAGUGCAGAUCGGACGGUUAAGCUGUGGGACCUGGAGAAAUUUAACAUGAUUGGCUCAUCGGAGGGUGAAACUGGAGUUGUGAGAAGUGUUUUAUUUAACCCUGAUGGUAGCUGCUUGUACAGUGGCUCAGAGAACACACUACGGGUGUACGGCUGGGAGCCUGACCGCUGCUUUGAUGUAGUGCAUGUAGGCUGGGGCAAAGUGUCUGACCUGGCCAUCAGCAACAACCAAAUGAUCGCAGUAUCCUACAGUCACACUAAUGUGAGCUGGUAUGUUGUGGAUCUCAACCGAGUGAAGAAGUCUGGAUCUGUGAUUCAAGGGUUGAUUCAGGACAAACCUAUUCCAGCACCUUCGUCUGCACUGGGAACAACACUUCGGCGGAAUUAUGAGCGGCCCACUACAUCCUGCACUGGACAAGAGAUGAAGCAGAGUUCAGAAGCUGAUCGGCGCAGUCCAGAAGGAGAGCGGAGAAGUCCCAGCAGUGAGGAUGAGAAAGAAGACAAAGAGAGCAGCGCAGAAAUCACCAACCCUGAAGAUUAUAAAGAGAUCUUUCAGCCCCGCAGUGUCAUCUCACGAACACCACCUAAAACAACAGAACCCUUUCCAGCACCUCUAGAGCAUUCUUUCUCAGAGAGUGUGCUAGAGAAACCCGGUCCAGUAGUUAAGAUUGUAACUCCAGUAAUAGACAGGGCAGGACAGUUGAAAGGUCCCAUUACAUCCUCUACUCCAGUACAAAGAGUGGAACCAACAGUGAUCGCCGCUGCUCCCCGUCCAGUAGCAGUGGUAACCACAUCAGCGAGCUCUCCAUCUCGACCUGUGGUUAAUACCACUAAACCCAAACCCUCCACAGGAAUCAUCCUCUCAACACGCAACGAGCCAAUUGGACUCAAUGCAGGAGACUUCCUUUCUCAUGCACGAAAUGCUAAAGCCAGCGCAAUGGGAGAUGAAGAGGCCUUAGCACAGAUCAGGAAAGGGCACGACACCAUGUGCGUAAUGCUGAGCAGUCGAUCUAAAAACCUGGACAGUGUCCGCUCCGUCUGGGCCAGUGGUGAUGUAAAGACGUCCCUGGACUCAGCAGUGUCUAUGAAUGAUCUUUCUAUUGUGGUGGACGUCCUCAACAUAAUCAACCUUAAGCCGUCACUGUGGAAACUGGACCUCUGCACGUCCAUCCUGCCACAGAUUGAGGAGUUGCUUCAGAGCAGAUAUGAAAGGU